ACUAGUUGAGGCCCAUUCUACCAGCAGAUUUUUGUAAAUUGGGUACUUAUCUUUAUCCUUUUUCCCUCAAUUUCUCCCAAUUGUUCUUGUUUUACUUGCUCGGCCAACUGUCACUUUCUUUUUUUGUGCUGAAGCGGCAGAUUUUUACCUUCUAAAUUUCAGGUGGUGACUCCAAGUUCUAGUAUUGAAUUAGGUGAGAAAUUCUUGUCUUAUGAGGUUGUUGUACCUUGUGGAGCAAUUAUGGUACAUGUAAUAAAGAACUUGCCUACUUUAGCAGUUUCUUUAGAUGGUAAUGAGAAGAAAAAUCGAUUUUUCUGUUCAAGAAGGGAUAAGUUAAAAUACCCACGUGGGAUAUUCAAUCUUUAUACUGGAAAAGAUAAGGGGUGUCUUAGUUUUAAUAGUUCUAAUUUGGUUACUGCUUUUGAUCAAUGCACUUUGUUUGGAAUAAAGUUGUCAAUAUUUGGCUUCAAGAAAGUGAAUAACCAGUGCGGCAUAGCUCUGAAUGUCGCUUAUGACCUCGAACCUAUGUGUGAUGGAGAGAGUGAGAAAGAAAAUUCAACCAAAGAUGUGUAUAAGCUGGAAUUGUCUGGUAAGGAGUGUUUGAUGAAUUCGUAUACUGAAAAUCUUGAUUCUAACCAACCUUCAAGUUUUCUUGAAGAAACAAAAAAUGCAGUUGAGAAUGGGGUAAUAUAUUUAGAAGAAAUGGAUGAGGAGGUAUUGUCAAAAAGGAUCUUGAAGCUCAGCAGACUAAAUAAACCCAGAAGCUCAUUAGCGAUAUACAAGUCGAUGAUUUUUUCAGGUCUUAAACCUGAUUUACAUGCAUGUAAUUCCCUUCUUUCAAGUCUCUUGAGGAAUGGAAUGCUUGAUAAUGCCUUAAAAGUCUUCAACUCAAUGAAGGCUAGUGAGCUAACAACUGGCCACACUUAUAGCUUAAUUCUGAAGGCAGUUGCUGAUGCUCGCGGUUAUGACACAGCAAUAAACAUGUUUGGUGAAUUGAUAAGCAGUAGGAAUCUUAGAGAACAAAUUGAUAUUAUUGUAUACAACACAAUGAUAUCCAUUUUUGCAAAAGCAAACAACUGGGAUCAGGCACAGAAGAUUUGGAAAAUUUUGAAGGAUAAUGGUCAAGUUGGAACAACAGUCACUUACCGUCUGUUAAUUUGCACAUUUGUUCGCUGUGGUCAGAAUGAACUAGCUAUUGAUGCAUACAGUGAGAUGAUUCAAAAUGGGUUGAGCCCAGAAAGUGAUACGAUGCAUGCUAUUAUUGGAGCAUAUAGUAGGGAGGGUAAGUAUGACUCUGCAUUGAAUACCUUGCGAUGUAUGUUGGACAGUGAGCUUAAGCCAAAUGCAAGAGCAUGCAACGCAGUUAUCAACUCACUUGGAAAAGCUGGCAAAGUCAAGCUUGCAUUUGAGGUUUACGAUAUGAUGAAAUCAUUAGGUCAUGCACCUGAUGUAUACACAUGGAACUCAUUGCUUAAUGCCUUAAACAGGGCAACCCGAUAUUGUGAUGCACUUCAGCUUUUCGAGCGAAUCAGAAAUAUCCAAAGUGUCGUUUUGAAUGUGCAUAUAUUCGAUACUGUUUUGACAUCGUGCCAUAAACUUGGGUUGUGGGAUAAAGCUAUACAAGUACUGUGGCAGAUGGAGGCUUCUGAACUCCCAGUUUCAACUGCAUCCUAUAAUCAAGUUAUUGGAGCUUGCGAGGUUGCAAGAAGACCCAAAGUUGCAUUACAAGUGUACUACCGCAUGGUUCGCCAAAAACAUUCUCCUGAUAUAUUUACUCUAUUGUCAUUGAUGAGAAUUUUCAUCUGGGGUUCUCUCUGGAAUGAAGCGGUGGAAAUACUAAAAUUCUCUGAACCAAAUGGAUCUCUUUACAAUGCUGCUAUUCAAGGGAUGUGUUUAACAGGAAAGCUUGAUUUGGCUAAGAAGCUGUACACGGAAAUGCGUGAGAGAGGCCUUCAACCUGAUGGCAAGACACGGGCUAUGAUGCUGCAAAACUUACAAAAAAAUUCCAGGAGAAAAAAGAAAACGUUCUUCUUUCUUAUAAAUUCUCAUAUGAAGGUUAACCUGAAGGCAGAUAGAGUCAAUGGGUGCAGCACGUGCUUGUAGCUGAGUUGAUGGCAAAAUAUAAGUUUGUCUUUAUCGUCAUGUAGAAGAGUGAGAAGACCCACCAAGGUGCAGAUACUCUAAUGAACAGGCAGAGAGCAAUGCCAAUAGACAAAUUCUAUUUCGGGCAUGUCAGUGUACGUGGAGAUAGCAACUUGUGCCUCCUCAUAUCAUGAUUGUCUAAAGCCGAUAGGGCACUGGGGAUUUGGCGAUUUCUGGCUAGUCUUGCUGAUUAUAAUGAUGGAACUAUGGUAGUCACAAGGUGGAUAAUGAUCAACCAGAAGAGGACAGGAUCCUGCUAGGUCUGCAGAGUUACUUGGCAAAGCAUUCAGACUCUCUACAACCACAUAUCGUAUGAGAAUUGGUCUUUGCAGUCUGUUCAAGCCCACUGAGAAACAUGAAAGUCUGAAAAUUCGAGGAAACACAUGUAUUCAGGCAUGUUAUACAUUUAUAGAAAACAUUUCUACAUAAAAACUCAAGCGCUCUGAUGUAAUAACAAAUCAUUGUAUGGAUGAUAGUCCGUAAUUAGAUUCA
Messenger RNA from Lycium barbarum (goji berry), 2634 nucleotides. RefSeq names its product pentatricopeptide repeat-containing protein At3g29290. Bases 241 to 2103 code for a protein of 620 amino acids. NCBI's taxonomy places the organism in Eukaryota, Viridiplantae, Streptophyta, Magnoliopsida, Solanales, Solanaceae. The transcript is spliced from 6 exons. Gene Ontology annotation, molecular function: protein binding. The record is from RefSeq and is a predicted model, not a curated record.